AGCAUACAUUUCUCAACACUCUCCCACCAUAUAAAGGAAAACCCUGUACAAAGGGCUAGGUUUCACUUGAUUCUGAGGAAAAGCAUUUCUGUAUAUAACUUCCAGGGGAGCAUGAUGCUUAAUUUCUACCUAGGUUUGCUUCUUGCUGGGCUCAUUUGUUUUUCCCACUGUCACCAUCUCCCUACUCACCAUGAGGAGGGCCAUGACCACCAGCCUCCACCGGAAGAUCACAAUAAUUUGUCCUACCUGAAGAUAGUGCCUAGCAAUGCCGACUUUGCCUUUAAAUUUUUCCAUCAAGUUGUUUCUGAAAAUGCUGGCAAAAAUGUUGUUUUUUCUCCAAUGAGCCUAUCUACUGCUUUUGCCCUGGUGUCAAUGGGAGCCAAGGGUGCCACUCUGAAUCAGCUUUUUUCAGCGCUUGGUUUCAACCAGACAGAGAUCAGUGAGCAGGAAAUACAUGAGGGUUUUCAUUAUCUUCUCCACUCGCUAAAUCUCCCACGGUUGGAAACUGAUCUGCGUAUUGGAAAUGCCCUUUUCCCACAUGACAAGAUGAAAGUCCUCCAGAAGUUCUUAGAUGAUGCCAAACAUUAUUAUCAGGCCGAUAUUUUCCCCACUAACUUUAGUAAUGCCACAGAGGCUGAGGUACUGAUCAACAGCUACAUCGAAAACAAAACCCAAAUAAAAGAUGUUAUUCGGGGUCUUCAACCAGAAACUCUGAUGGUUCUUGUAAACUAUAUCUUCUUGAAAGCCUACUGGAAAAACCCUUUCAAUGUUGCGAGUACGCAAGAAGAUGACUUCUUUGUGGAUGAGCAAACAACAGUAAAGGUCCCCAUGAUGAAUAAAGACACAUAUUUUAAGGCUUACUAUGACAAGGAUUUGUCCUGCAUGGUGGUUGAGCUCCCUUACAAGGGUGAUGUUUCAGCGCUCUUCAUUCUGCCUGACAGAGGGAAACUGAAAUUGGUGGAAGAUGCUCUGGGGAAGGAUGUCUUGAACAAAUGGAAGAAAUCAAUGCGAGAACAGAGAAUAGAUCUCUUCCUUCCAAGGUUUUCUAUAGACAGUAAAUAUAAUGUUAAAGAAGUGUUACAAAGACUGGGUGUUACUGAUGUGUUUGAAAAUUAUGCAGAUUUAUCGAGAAUUACCGGGGAGCCAGAGCUGAAGGUGUCCAAGGCUAUUCACAAGGCCCAUCUGAAUGUCUAUGAGAAUGGGACAGAAGCUGCAGCAGUCACGGUCAUUGAAUUUGUUUUGACAUCCAUGCCUCCCACAGUCAAAUUCAAUACUCCCUUCCUGGCUAUUAUCUCUCAGGAGGAGAACAUGUUAUUCAUGGCAGCCAUCAACAAUCCCACCGAGAAAUAAUCAUGAGAUCCACGCUCUUUCAAUAUCACUGACAUUGUAGUACUUCCCAAAUAUAGAAAACAUAUAUGAAAAUAUGACUUGGUGUCAUUUCCUUGUACUGAUGGGAUAAUUAAAGUCUAUGGAACAAUUUCA
Molecule: messenger RNA, 1482 nt
Organism: Anolis sagrei ordinatus
Lineage: Eukaryota; Metazoa; Chordata; Lepidosauria; Squamata; Anolidae
Product: alpha-1-antitrypsin-like
Biological process (GO): negative regulation of endopeptidase activity
Molecular function (GO): serine-type endopeptidase inhibitor activity
Source: RefSeq, a predicted model, not a curated record